AGCCCCCAUCUGUCAACUUAAUUAUUACCCAGUCCCCUUUUGUAACUCGAUCGUCUCUCUCUCUCUCCCUCUCUCUCUCUCUCUCGCUCAUGUCGCAGCCAAAGUGGGAAGGCAAGGUUUGUACACGACUAACAAAUGCCACAGCAGACCAAAUAUGGCCACUCUACAGGGACUUCGUCAACUUCCACAAGUGGUUUCCUUGCCUAGCCACUUGCUACGCCAUCCACGGCACCAACGGCGAGCCCGGUUGCGUCCGAUACUGCGCCGGAUUCUCAAUCCCAUCCAACGGCGCCGGCGCCGGCGCUGACAAGCCCGUUAGCUGGUCCAAGGAAAGAUUGACAACACUGGAUAACGAGGGACGUAGUUUAAGCUACGAGAUAGUGGACUGCAAUAUUGGGUUCAAGUCAUACAUUUCAACGGUCAAGAUUCUUCCACAAGGUGAAGAUGGGUGUGUGAUCGAGUGGUCAUUCACCGUUGAUCCGGUUGAAGGGUGGGUACUGGAUGAUUUGGUGAGGAAGUAUGAGGUGGGCCUUCAGCGCAUGGCUAAGAGAAUGGAGGAUGCGCUCCAGCACUAGGACAAGUAUGCUACUUGUUUCUAAUUUUGGUACUGUGUAUUUGUACCCUUAUUCCCUUUAAUAGUUCCUGAAUGCUGUUGAAGCCUAAAUAAAAUCAGGGUUGUUCACCUAACCCUUUAACU
This is a messenger RNA of Alnus glutinosa, 697 nucleotides long. RefSeq names its product lachrymatory-factor synthase. The record is from RefSeq and is a predicted model, not a curated record. The coding region runs from base 90 to 575 and encodes 161 amino acids. NCBI's taxonomy places the organism in Eukaryota, Viridiplantae, Streptophyta, Magnoliopsida, Fagales, Betulaceae. The transcript has a single exon.